AUGCGCUUCGGCCGCUAUCCCACACAUCAAAGUCGUGACGCCUUUCCGUUUCUCGCUUAUUCGUCCGCAGGCGAUUUCCACCGUUUGCACCACGCGAAGCAGCAAAUUCUGGAGAUUCUCGCGCACUGCGUACCUGCUCACAAACAUCGCUUCAAAAUUCGCAUUCAGAAAGACCGCGUGCCGAUUCGCGCAAUCCUGGCGUCUCUCCGGCCCACGUUUGACAAAUUCCUCGCCCUCUUCGCCGUCAAAUUCAUCCGCGCAUGCAUCUCGCUCAAAGACGCGUACGUGGACAAACACCUGGUCCAACACAAGGUUCUCCGUCCGAUCAUCUGGAUGCUCAAGGAAGAGCAGUACGCAGUGUCUCUCUUUUCGUCUCGGCGUCAGCAGUCGUCGCUGCUUGCGUCGGUCAUCCUGGACUGCCUUCGCGCGCUCGCAGCGAGUGCGGCGACCUUUGCGGCUCCACAGGCGCCGUGCCACUCUCUGCACUUGAUCGAAUUUCUGUUCACCGACGAGUUUUGCCGUCACUGGAUCGCCGACAUCCAAGACUCGAUGCGGACCACAGGUCGCCGCCCUUGCCAAACGCUCCAGGAUUUACACGACCUGUACAUCCAGUUUGUCGCGAAGCCGCCGCUUUGCGUGAGUCAGCCGCUGCAUCUACGGUCUCCACAGGACUACCUCUCGCCGUCUUCUCGCAUGCUAUCGCCUCGGAGCGGAGGCAGUGGAGGGCGCGACUUUUUCUUCUCCGGGUCGGGCCUUAAUUCAACAGAGGCAGGAGGCGACGGGGGCUUCUCCCCGCGCUCGCUGCGCUCCGGCCUCGGCCGCGUUAUUCGCAGAGAUCCAAACAGGUCUUUGGACGACGAAGAAGAAGAGUCUUGGUUCCUCUCUGACGACAAGGACGACGACGACGACGAUUCACCGUCUGAGGCAAGCGAAGGCCGCGAGAAUUUCUCCUCUCUGUCUCUGCGAAAUGAUCCAGAUGAGGAUGACGAGGACGAGAUCAGCGACCGGCGCGAGUUGUCUCGCGGGUGCACGUCUUCUCUCGUGGACGGAUACGACGACAACGACGAGGACGAGGACGACGAGGAGCCGGCCAGCCCGCCUUUGCCCUCUCGGAAAACCGACCCUGCUUCGCAUGCCUCGGCUUAUAUUCGGAGUCAACCGCCGUUCGACGCGAGCGGCGAAGAAGACGACUCUUCUUUCCUGCUGAAAGCCUUCCCCGAGAAGAAACUGCUGCCGUCUCCGAAGCCUGCGCGUUCGCGGGAUCUCGGCGACGAAGGACGAAACGAAAAAAGGAGAUUUGAAAAAAGCGAGAGGCGAGCAGACGGCAACGACGCGAAGCUUGCCGAGGUCUUCGAGGCCCCCAAAGGGUCGGAGACUGGCCGAGACGAAGACCGACUCACGGGGCGAUCUGUUGCAAGUCCAGGACGACGAGGGGUAUCGGACGGAGACGGGAAAACCAGCCCCACGAAGGAGACCUCUCCCACGCGGCCAGGAACAGCGAUCGCUGGACCCAAAAAGAUUGCUGUCAAGCUCAAACUCGGAGGCAACAGCGCAACCAGUCCGGCCUCUCCGUCUAGUUCUUCCAGCAGUGAAGACGUUGGACGAAAGGGGGAGAACACGGACGAGGGAGAGCGUGCCUGCGAGGCAGGCCGCGUGGGGGCGCCUCAAGAGAGGCGCAUGCAGAGUGGCAGCAACGCGCCCGGCAGUGGGGCUGAGAGCGGAAAAUCGCGCGAAGAGGGCGCGGACGGAAGCGAACUUCUGGCGGGGAUGCGACUGCUUUCGGGUGUGCUGAAGAGAAAGCAUCCGUCUGGGUUCGGGUCUUCUUUGCCGUCUGACUCUUCGUUGGGCGGGAAGAACGAGCGAGAGGUGCGGGCGUGUCCCCGCGGAGGACGAGAAGGCCUCUUGGCGGCGCGCAGUUUGUGGGGUGUGGGGGUGGAGACAGGAGACACCGCGAGGGGCAGUGGCGGUGCGGCUGAGGGAGACGCCGAGGAGCUGAGCGAGAAGCAAAGCCGCGAAGGCGGGGAAGAGGCGGGAAGACGAAAAACUUCGGACGACGAGGGGCUGAGCGGAGGAGACGAUGACUUGGACAAACGCGACAAAAAGAAGUCAAAGUGGACGGAAGAACUGGUCGCCGACAUGCUGCACGACGGCAGUGAAGAUGAAGACGCGUGA
Molecule: messenger RNA, 2172 nt
Organism: Neospora caninum
Lineage: Eukaryota; Apicomplexa; Conoidasida; Eucoccidiorida; Sarcocystidae
Exons: 9
Coding region: 1-2172 (723 amino acids)
Biological process (GO): protein dephosphorylation
Cellular component (GO): nucleoplasm; protein phosphatase 4 complex
Molecular function (GO): protein phosphatase activator activity
Source: RefSeq, a predicted model, not a curated record